UAUCUCCUCCUUUAAUGUGAAGUGUCUGUGUUGGAUUUAGUGUUUCUUAGAUUCUAAAUAAGCCAUCCUAUAAAUACAUCACCAUAUAUAUUCUCACAAACCUCUCAAGAAAUCUACUUUCAUUGCACAUAUUGUACCAUCCACAAAAUGAGUGACAAUGAAAAACAACCUCAACAACACAAUAUAGCACUCCCAAAAGAUCAUCAUAAUCUUCCAAUCACAAAAAAUCAAUCAAAUUUCAACUCAAAAAUAAAAAACCAAUCUUCAUUAUCUACCAUCCUAACAAAAAUUCAUGCAGGAUAUUUUAGAAUAAGUUUAUCUCUCUCAAUCCAAGCAUUAUUAUGGAAAAUCCUAAUUGAACCAAUCAAAGAUGCACAUGUUCUUAGACAUAUAUUUACAAUGAUACCCUCAACAGCUUUAAUUCUAUUAUGGACAAUAUCCUUAUUAACACUCCUAACACUCUCUUUUCUCUAUCUUCUAAAAUGUUUACUUCACUUUGAUAAAGUUAAAGAAGAAUUCUUUAACCAAAUUGGUGUAAAUUACAUGUUUGCCCCAUGGAUUUCUUGGCUACUUUUGUUAGAAUCAUCACCAAUUGUUCCACCAGCAGCACUUCAUUACAAGAUCCUAUGGUUAGUUUUUGUGAUUCCUGUGGUUAUUCUUGAUGUUAAGAUUUAUGGUCAAUGGUUUACUAAAGGGAAGAUGUUUUUGUCGAUGGUUGCGAAUCCGACGAGUCAAAUGUCGGUUAUUGGUAACUUGGUUGCUGCACAAGUUGCUUCAGUAAUGGGAUGGAAAGAGAGUGCAAUUUGUUUGUUUUCUCUUGGUAUUGCACAUUAUUUGGUGCUUUUUGUUACACUUUAUCAGAGGUUUCCGGGGAAUAAUAAGAUUCCGGCGAUGUUGCGACCGGUGUUUUUCUUGUUCUUUGCUGCUCCUAGUAUGGCUAGUUUGGCUUGGCACUCUAUUUGUGGUUACUAUGAUACUGCUUCAAAGAUGUUGUUCUUUCUUUCCCUCUUCCUUUUCUUAUCCUUGGUUUCAAGGCCUUUGCUAUUCAAGAAGUCUAUGAAGAAAUUCAGUGUGGCAUGGUGGGCUUAUUCUUUUCCUUUGACUGCUUUGGCAAUAGCUUCAGCACAAUAUGCACAUGAAGUUAAGGGAAUCAUGGCUCAUGUUAUUAUGUUUAUCUUAUCAUUAAUCUCAGUUUUGGUUUGUAUCAUGUUAAUGAUUGUCUCUGCUCUCAACAUUAGGAUGCCAUUAACUGCUCGAAACCUUUCUUCAAAACAAGAAGUAACAUCGGAGAAACUUGAUCAACAAUAAUUAGUUAUUAAUUGGAAUUUCAACUUCAUGUAAUAUCCAUGUGUAUAUCACUAACAAGAGGUUUUGGGUUAUUAUAUAUAAACUAUAUAUAUACCAAGAAUAUUUGUGUGUAAAAAUGUGUAAAAGAGUCUCACAUUCGGUUAAUAUGAGUUAUGAAGAACAUAUAAUUGAGGAUUCUGUAUAUAUUAAAUGGUUUAAGAUUUUGAGUGAUGAAAUAUAUAUAAUGUUCAAAUUA
Molecule: messenger RNA, 1543 nt
Organism: Trifolium pratense (red clover)
Lineage: Eukaryota; Viridiplantae; Streptophyta; Magnoliopsida; Fabales; Fabaceae
Product: S-type anion channel SLAH4-like
Exons: 2
Coding region: 148-1308 (386 amino acids)
Biological process (GO): intracellular monoatomic ion homeostasis; transmembrane transport
Cellular component (GO): membrane
Molecular function (GO): voltage-gated monoatomic anion channel activity
Source: RefSeq, a predicted model, not a curated record